Staurois parvus is the source of this 276-nucleotide messenger RNA. The record is from the annotation of a GenBank genome assembly. NCBI's taxonomy places the organism in Eukaryota, Metazoa, Chordata, Amphibia, Anura, Ranidae.
CAAUCUAAGGUCCCUAACUCACAUUCAUACAUACUAGGGACAAUUUAGACAGGAGCCAACUCACCUACCAGCAUGUCUUUGGAGCAGGGGCGGACUGACAACUCAUGGGGCCUCCGGGCAAUAGGGGAUCAUGGGGCCCCUGUGUCCUUGCCCAAACUCAAAAAAGCCUAUGAAAAAGGUAUCAGGGGCAUCUCAUGGGGCCCCCUACUGACCCUGGGCCCUUGGGCAGUGCCCGAGUUUCCAAAUGGUCAGUCCGCCCCUGGUCCCAGGAAAUGC